Molecule: messenger RNA, 1652 nt
Organism: Camellia sinensis
Lineage: Eukaryota; Viridiplantae; Streptophyta; Magnoliopsida; Ericales; Theaceae
Gene: PME5
Product: Pectin lyase-like superfamily protein
Biological process (GO): pectin catabolic process; cell wall modification
Molecular function (GO): pectinesterase activity
Source: RefSeq, a predicted model, not a curated record
UAAGAAUCAUAGCCUCUCUCUCUCCCAUUACUUAUCAAUUAAACCCCUCAAAAACCCACAUUCUGAACAUUAUAAUUCUCUGAGUAGAGUUAAAUGUUAGUAGUAGUAGUACUGGUAUUUUAAUGGCUUCAUUAUUCUCUGAAUACUCUUUCUUUACUAGUAUCUUCUUCUUCUUCUUCUUCUUCUUCCUCUCAUUCCAUGCACCAUUAUUAAGAGCUUUGCCUAGUUCCUACUAUGUGGACUCACUCAGUACUGCUACUUCUAACUCCACCACCUAUCGCCGCCAAAAAUGGGUGGGACCCUCCGGCCACCGCCUCAUCACCGUCGACGUUAACGGCUUUGGAGACUUCCGGUAUGUUCAAGAUGCCGUCAACUCGGUCCCCGAGAACAACCGGGAGAACGUCGUCGUUCAAAUCAGCGCUGGUUGUUACAUAGAGAAGGUAGUGGUGCCAGCAUCAAAGCCGUACAUCACACUUCAAGGAGCGGGGAGGGAAGCGACGGUGAUAGAGUGGCAUGACAGAGCGUGUGAUAGAGGUCCCAACGGUCAACAGCUGCGUACUUACCAAACAGCCUCUGUCACUGUUCUUGCUCCUUUCUUCUCUGCUAGAAACCUAAGCUUUAAGAAUACAGCUCCGGCACCAAUGCCGGGAAUGGAAGGGUGGCAAGCAGCGGCGUUUAGGAUAUCAGGAGACAAAGCCUACUUCUCUGGGUGUGGAUUCUUUGGUGCACAAGACACCCUUUGUGAUGAUGCCGGCCGCCAUUACUUCAAAGAAUGCUACAUUGAGGGCUCUAUCGACUUUAUUUUCGGCAAUGGCCGAUCCAUGUACAAAGACUGUGAGCUCCACUCAAUAGCGACGAGGUUCGGGUCCAUAGCGGCGCAGGAUAGGAAAUGGCCGUACGAGAAGACCGGGUUCGCUUUCGUGCGCUGCAGGGUGACGGGUACGGGCCCACUCUACGUGGGCCGGGCCAUGGGCCAAUACUCCCGGAUCGUCUUCUCCUUCACCUAUUUUGAUGACGUGGUCGCCCACGGUGGCUGGGAUGACUGGGACCACACCAGCAACAAGAACAAGACGGUAUUUUUUGGAGUGUACAAGUGCUGGGGACCAGGAGCAGCAGCAGUGAGGGGGGUGUCAUGGGCUCGAGAGCUUGAUUUCGAAUCGGCCCAUCCAUUCCUUGCUAAGAGCUUCGUCAAUGGAAGACACUGGAUUCCACCCUCUGAUGCUUAAUUUUUUUUAAUUAAUUAUAUGCAUUUUUUAAAACAAAAAGAAAUAAAUUUAAUCUUUCAAAUUCAUUCAUUUAUUUAUAUUUAAAAAUAAACCCACAAGGUCUGCAUUUUGGAAGCAUAUGAUUUGAAAUCCAAUUGGGUUCUUGUGUACUUUUGUGUAAUAUAUUUGCACUUAUGUGAAUAAACUCAAUCAAAUUUCAGUGAUAGAAACAUGUAUGCAUUGUAAGCAAGAGAUGGCAAGUUCGACACAUAUUGUUUCUUGAUGUACUUUAUAAAAAAUAAUAAACAAAUAAAAAAACAUGCUUUUAGGAGAUUGAUCGAACACCCAAUUAUGAGAUUUCUUGUUAAUUAGUAGAGUCCAUCGCUUUUGUAUUAGUGUUUAGAGGCCAAACAUAAAAUGUGUUAAUUAAUUAGUUAAUAGCUAAUA